AUGGCUGUCACUGAAACAAAUGUUCCAACAUUUGAGAUAUCCCAGCCUGUGGUUUCCAGUGGUGAUAUGGUAUUUGCUUCUAUGAGUACAAAGGAAGUGGAUCGUGUUUCUUCUAAUGCUAUAGUAAGAACUCGAAGAAGAGCAAAGUGCCUUGCUUCAAAGAUCCUCUCGCCUAAAUUUUUAUUUUCCUUCAUUCCCGCUUGUGCAUUCAUCAUAGCAUUGACUUUUGUUUUAGUAGCUGGAAAAGAUUACGUUAGAUAUGCUCUCGUGUGGCUGGAUAAUCAAGAAGAAUGGAUUGUUUGUGUUAUGUUCCUUAUUUUAUAUACUGCAGUUUCUUUUCCUAUGACAUGGGGAUAUGUGCUUUUGAACCUUGCCUGUGGAUAUCACUUCGGGCUUAUUUUGGGGACCAUCGUCACUGCUGUUGCAGCUAGUGCUGGAAUUGUGUUUGCUCAUCUUCUUAUGAAGCAUUAUUUCAUUAGUGCAAUAACUGCAAAACUUUUGGGCCCUGAUGUACUGCGAGCAACUGUGUCCACUCUACAAAGUGCACAUGCGUUCAAACUGAUUGCGAUCUCUCGAUUGACUCCAAUACCAUUUGGACUACAAAAUGCUUUUUUCGCAAUCAGUCCAGUGUGCCUUUGGCGUUAUGUUGGUGCUUCAGCCUUGGGACUUUUCCCCACGCAAAUAAUCAGCGUGUACCUUGGCACGAAGGUUCGGUCCAUGGAAGAAGUUUUGGUUGAUGAGAACACUGCUGUAGGUUAUGGGAUGCUUAUAAUACAGAUUGUUUUGAGUGUUGCUCUAUUAGCUUACAUUCUGAAACGAGCUAGACAGGAGCUCAGCAAAUCCAUGAAAGGCGACCUGGAGGAAAUCAUUAUCGGGAGCAAGAGCGUCUCAUCUCCGAAGAAUUCCGACUUCAACUUCAACUACAUUUCUAAAAAACUGCCUUAUGCCUGUUCCGGCAACAAAUCAGCUCGUAUUUGUCUUCUUCAUAGAAUUUAAGAGCAAUAAUUUUUUAUGCAUUUAAGCCCAACGAGGCAAAAUAGAUGUAGAAUGCGCAUGCAGUGAAAUUUUUCGACGGCGUGGAA
This is a messenger RNA of Uloborus diversus, 1082 nucleotides long. Its product is annotated as transmembrane protein 64-like. The record is from RefSeq and is a predicted model, not a curated record. The coding region runs from base 1 to 996 and encodes 331 amino acids. The transcript is spliced from 3 exons. NCBI's taxonomy places the organism in Eukaryota, Metazoa, Arthropoda, Arachnida, Araneae, Uloboridae.